This is a messenger RNA of Branchiostoma floridae (Florida lancelet), 3305 nucleotides long. RefSeq names its product kelch-like protein 26. The transcript is spliced from 2 exons. The record is from RefSeq and is a predicted model, not a curated record. Bases 242 to 2392 code for a protein of 716 amino acids. NCBI's taxonomy places the organism in Eukaryota, Metazoa, Chordata, Leptocardii, Amphioxiformes, Branchiostomatidae. Gene Ontology annotation, molecular function: protein binding.
CUUGUUUGUUGUGAUUUCAAGAUGGCCGAGAGGAACAGAACCAGGAGGGAACAUCGCAGAAAUAUUUUGUCAAACAUGCAGAGGUGACAUUUGUGGACUACCUACGUCAGAAAGAGAUCCUGAUGGAGAGGGCCCAUAUCUGAAGGCAGGACCACCAAGUGAAAGCAGCAGAAUGCAACAAAAGUAUCAACAUUUAAACCUUCAUCUGAAUGAGUGAAGUAACUGAAGACAUAUAACCAACAUGGAGCCCAUGAGGAUCAGGAGUAUGACCUUCACCUCCCCCCUGGAGCACCCCACCACCCUCCUGCAGGCCCUACAGGACAUGCGUGAGGAGGAGACUCUCUGUGACGUGACUCUGGUGUGCGACUCCGUCAGACUCCCCGCUCACAAGAUCCUCCUGGCUGCCAGCAGCAGGUACUUCAAGAACAUAUUGUCAGGAGGAGAAGAUGAGGAGGUUGUCUUAGCCGACAUGUCUUCCAAGGCAGUUAAAGCUGUCCUGGACUACAUGUACACCUCUGAGAUACACAUCACGCAAGAGAACUUCGAGGAUGUGACUGCUGUCGCGCGGCAGUUUCAGCUGAGUAAUCUGUUGAACAGUUGCAUGGAGUAUAAGAUGGGUUGGGAGAGGGAAGUGCGCCAUUUUGUGGACGUGACCUACCCCACAAGGCUCCUACACAAUCUGCAUACUCUACAGUUAGAGAAGGGCUCGUGCGAUGUCACGUUGGUUGUAGAGGAUCGAGAGAUCGUGGCGCACAGGGUGGUACUGGCCGCGUGUAGCGACUACUUCCGUGCGAUGUUCACCCUCGGGAUGAGGGAAGCCACAGAGAGGAGAGUAGAACUGAAAGACGUGCCGUACACACGUCUGAAGGAAAUGGUGGAGUACAUCUACACGUCAGACAUAGCACUGAGGUGGAAGAGCCUGGAGGAGACUGUAGACGUAGCCAGCAGGCUCCAAGUGUUACCAGUACUAGACGUGUGCAGUGAAUUCCUGAAAGCGAGCAUUGUUGCAGACACAUGUAUGGAUAUCUACCAACUAGCCAGUGUGUACUAUCUCACCGACGUCACAACAGCUGUGAAUAGCUACAUCCUUGAACACUUUCAGGCAUUCUGUAAGAACGCUGACUUCUUGGAGCUCUCGGUUGACCAGCUCGCUCAGGUCCUCAAAAGCGACGCGCUCAACUGUGCUGCUGAGAUUGACAUCUUCUGGGCAGUCUACAGAUGGCUCAUGCACGAGUCUUCACGUAUCGCUUACACAGGACGGUUGUUACAGCAUGUUAGAUUCCCACUGAUGACCACAUUUGAUCUCAAUGAGAUAGUGGACUUGGAGAUUUUCAAGAACAGUUUGCCGUACAAGGAUCUCAUGAUUGAGGCUUACAACUAUCAUUCUCACCCCAGUGCACAGCCACUACUGCUGACUGAGCGUACACAUAUUAGGUCCACAUGCCACUGUCUGGUCAGUUUUAAUGGCCGCAAGGCUGGACUGGCGCACAGAGAAGACGAACAAACAGACGUCAUGUUCUUGGACCCCAACACCAAGAUGUGGCGUGAUCUAACAGCGACAAAAGAGCCCAUCACGCACCAGGGAGUGGCCGUCCUGAACAACUUCGUGUAUCUGAUUGGUGGGGAGGGUGUGCGAGGGUUCCGGUCUGCCGUGGCGACAGGCUGGAGGUACGACCCUCAGAAGAACGACUGGUUCAGGGUUAAGUGCAUGCGGCACCGUAGGUCAGAUUACCACCUACAGGCCAUGGAUGGGAGACUCUAUGCCAUCGGAGGGAGGAAUUUGAUGGGAGAGAAUGACAAGGCAGAGUGCUACAAUCCAACCAAGGAUGAGUGGUCCCACAUGGCAUCAGUUGGGAUUCCCUUGUACGGGCACGCAGGCACGGCACACAAAGGACAGCUCUACCUGUCUGGAGGGGGCAGUAACUGGGUCUACAACACUGCCCUGAGGUGUUACGACCCGCAGAGCGACACCUGGACAAUCAAAUCCGACAUGGCCAUUGCUCGGGCGUUCCACAGGAUGGCCACUGUGGGAGGUAAGAUAUUCGUGCUUGGCGGUGCAGAGAGAGAUGACCACGCCAAUGCUGACGUCUUGCUAACCGAAUGUUACAGUCCAGAGACUGGACAGUGGAGUGUUGUUGCACCAAUGCCCAAGCCACAGGCAGAGCCAGGCUUAGCGAUCAAAGACGGACGGAUCUUCCUUGUAGGAGGGAGCUCUUGCCAGCACAGGUCUUACAGGGCACUGAAGUACAUCCAGUGCUAUGACCCGACCACUAACAAGUGGACAGAGGAGGAACCACUGCCCGACGCAUGGACUGGGGUAGCCUGCGCAGCCAUCACUCUACCACAGGACAGUGUGAGUGGGUCAUGGUUUGACUGGCUGUACAGACUGUAGUGUGGAAACUCAUGCAAACAUAUGUUUCCUUUCUUUCUCAUAAUGCUGAUUGAAAAACGCUGUUAGUAAUUGCCAAACUUACAUGGCUGACUUGUACAAAAUUAUCUCACAAGACCAUUUAGAUUUAGGGGACUGAUACAAUGGUUUUAUGUGGACAGGUGGUCACUAGAGACAGGAUUCAUACUGUUUGUUUCAAUGGGAAAAGUGUGAUCCCAUUGUAUCUGAGGAGAAUGAUAGUACAUGUACAUGUAUCAAUAUAUUUUUUUGUAAUAGGCACCAGAUACUUCAAGUUGAACAUAAAAAGUGCUGUAAACCAGAUGCUAUGAAUAUACUGGUGAGGUAACAAGUUGAAGGUGAGCUCUAUGAAUGAAUACCAUAUGAAUUAUGAUGUACAAUUGCACAUUUAGCAUACUUUGAGCACAAAGUGAAUGCUAUCAUUAUUAAUAUCAUGUUGUUGCAUUGCCAUUAUACACAUCUUAUAAAACUUAAUAUGUACUUAGAUUGGGGGAGCUUCAGCCAGUUGAAAGAACUUUAGACAAACAUUUAGUUGAAAAGUUGAGCACAACAACAUCUGAAACCUGACAGUGUUAAAGAAGUGUUUCUUUCAAUUCCUCUGUAACCAUUUGUUAAGUUUGACACCUAGAUUAUGGAACUCAAUUUGAAGUAUCAAUGUCAAGUCCUUAAGUAGCCAGGUUUACUAUUUACAAACUUUUUCAUUUGACUUGGCCAGUACACAUAAUAUGUCAGACUAUAAGUCCUACAUUAUGAUUGGUAAGAUAGAUCACUGUUAACAAACUGCUAUCAAUGUAAGUAUACUUUCUGUAUUGUAAAACCCUUAAAAUAGAAUAUCCUUACUAAUUAUGGUAAUCAAUUUCAUACUGAACUUCAAUGAUAAAUUAUCACUUGAAAGGUU